This is a messenger RNA of Ostrea edulis (European flat oyster), 20263 nucleotides long. Its product is annotated as MAM and LDL-receptor class A domain-containing protein 2-like. The record is from RefSeq and is a predicted model, not a curated record. Lineage: Eukaryota; Metazoa; Mollusca; Bivalvia; Ostreida; Ostreidae. Bases 585 to 17987 code for a protein of 5800 amino acids. Gene Ontology annotation, biological process: proteolysis. Gene Ontology annotation, cellular component: membrane. The transcript has 96 exons. Gene Ontology annotation, molecular function: protein binding; serine-type endopeptidase activity.
GUACUGUUAACUCUGUAAGAACACUAUUUGGUGAGUCCGUUCCACUUCUAAGAUGUGUGUGUUCGUGGUAAGCAUCAAUUUACUGGUCAGGGCAAUGACCGAAACGUGUGUAUAUAAUCCCAGAAAGAAUUGCGCAAUGUUACACAGAUUCAAUAGGUUGGCAAGCUUUGAACCGUAAGGCAUACGGUUAUAAAGAACUUGAACUUGGCAGUUUUACAUAAUAUGUAGAGGAAAUCAAUUGUUUUUGAAGUACAUAAAAAUAAAGCAUAUAUAUAUAAGACAAUUCGGGUUGAGGUGAGAGACCCGCAGGACAGUGGCAAUACCCCUCUCAGAACGAUGCGACAGUAUCACAUUUGUUGUUGUGUAUUUAAAGUUCUUUGGGAAGGUCUAAUUUCUGCAUGAAUGCGCAUUUAGAAUCGCCCGAACUAAAUUGUUGAAUUAUUCUCAUGAAAGGGUAAUUGCGCCGCGAAACUCAAACAGACCGGUGACAGCUUCCGUGAAGUUCUCUGGAUUAUUUAUACCGGUUCAGUUUAGAAUUUCGUAACUUUGUACUUUUUAAUGAAAUGAAUCGAUUGGAUUGAACAAUGGACAGACACAGACAUCGAAAGUAUCGUGGUGAUUAUAUAGAAGAUCCCAACUUUUUUCCUACAAGAGACUACUACGACAAUGCAUUAUACCCAAACCCCCAUAAAGUGGGACGGUCCGCUCUGGGUGUGCAUGCAGGAUAUCUACCCUCAGUCCAGCAUAGCGGCUGGACAGAUGGAGGAUCAGAAGAACGUCUGCACAAACACAGGCGGGAUACAAGCAGUUCCUGGUCCAGCAGAAAGACACGAACUGUUUGGGCAAUAGUUGCAAUAGUAUUCAUUCUGGCAAUCGCUGCAGGUGUCGGUGUCGUUAUCUUCCUAACUAGUCAAACCUCAGAUCAAAAAGAUCCGCCAUCCUCACAAACGAUUUUCGAGGGCAGUGUAAAAGUAGAACAGACUUGGACAGAUCGCUAUAACGACCCAAGUUCUGAAGAAUACAGAAACGCAAAGGCAAACUUUGAAAAUACGAUGAAUACACUGUACAGAAGUAGUAAUUUAGCAGGGCAGUAUGACUACACGGAAGUGACAGGUCUACAGCCAGGCAGCAUAAAUUACAUUUACAACAUUGUGUUUAAAACGUCUGACGCAGUUGUGACGUUACCCUCCGUCAAAACCGUUCUACAAGACGCGAUAACGACAGGGAGGAUAACCGAGAUUUCUUCGAAUAUUGUGAUAGACCGUUCAACUGCAGUCAUCCUUCAAGAAAAAUCAACGAGUAGAGUUACAUCAACAACGAUGUUAACUGAAACUCCAGAAAACACACACACAACUACUAUCCAAGAACAGACAACAACUCAACCACCGACGACAACCACUCAACCACCGACGACAACAACUCAACCAUCGACAACAACUCAACCACCGACUACAACAACUCAACCACCGACGACAACAACUCAACCACCGACGACACCAACUCAACCACCAACCCAACCACCAACUCAACCACCGACAACUCAACCACCGACGACAACAACUCAACCACCGACGACAACAACUCAACCACUUACGACAACAACUCAACCACUUACGACAACAACUCAACCACCUACGACAACAACUCAACCACCGACUACAACAACUCAACCACCGACGACAACAACUCAACCACCGACGACACCAACUCAACCACCAACUCAACCACCAACCCAACCACCAACUCAACCACCGACAACAACUCAACCACCGACGACACCAACUCAACCAUCGACGACAACUCAGACACCAACUCAACCACCAACUACUCAAACAUCGACAACUCUGACACAUACAGAAUCAAAAACUCAAGCAUCAUCAACUGAAACACCAACUCCCACUUCUACAACAGAGGUUCCUACAACAACAGAAGCUCCACCUCCUGCACCCGUGAUUUUUGAUGGAACCAUCAUAGUCAACCAAACCUGGGAUGACAAAUUAAAUGAUUCUAGCACACCUGAGUACAUAACGGCUAAAGAGGAAUUUGAAAAUGCUAUGGAUGUUUUGUAUCAAAACAGCUCCUUAUCGGAGAGGUACAACCGUACAGAGGUACUGGGAAUUCAGCCGGGUAGCAUUAAAUACGACUACAUCAUGAUUUUCAACCCUGAGCCCCCGUCUCCUUUGCCCCCGACAGUAUUUCCCAACACUACAGAAGAACCUGGUGAUAACAACCACACCGCGGAACCAACGAGUCCACCCCUCAGCUUUAAACUGUCCACGACGUUUGUUAUGCAAGUUCUGAAAACAGCUAUAUCUUCUGGGAAAAUGAAGGAAGUGUCUCCAAUGUUAAAUAUCGACGAGACCUCGGUUGUGGCAAUGGAAGAGAGAACAACGACAACUACCACAACAACCACCACUACAACAACAACACCAACAACAACAACACAAAGAACAACACAGGCAGAUACAACUGUUGUCCACCCCGCGACACCGAUGACAACCUUUAUCCAUACAACAGCUCAGACAACACCAGGAACAACUGAAUUAAAAACUACCACAUCAACCUUUACCACUUUGCCAAGAGAAACUACCACUAUGCCAAGGGAAACUACCACUAUGCCGCUGGGGGAGGUCUCCUAUCUGACUGAUGUUGAGCUGAAUAUAGUCCCGUAUUCCCCGGAAUUCAGGAACCACAGUAGCCAGGAGUACAGAGACAUGGAGGCGUUAGUUACCAGUGUGGUGAAUCCUAUAUUUUCAACUAGUUAUCUACAUGAGAACUACAUUGGCUCCAUUUUAAAGAGUGUAAGACGUCAUGGAAUUUUCGGCAGUGUUUUGACCUACCAACAGAUGUUCUAUAAACGUGUAAUGACUAUGCCGAACAAUCAGAAUGCUACAAUGUCUAGUGGAAUGGUUCAUAAUAUGACAUUAUCAAGUUUGUCAUCUAUAAAUUCUAACCUUGGAAUGAAUAUUGCGGAGGGUGAUGUGCACACCAGAGAGAUGGGAGUAACAUCAUUUAGCUGCUCUUUUGAGACACCAGAUGAGGAUUGUUUUCUUCAGAAUAUCAAUUCCAGCAACCUCUGGAUGAAAGGAAUGAAUUCCACUCCCUCUGCAUACACAGGUCCAUCCGCAGCAUACAGCGGGGACUACUAUAUGUUCACUCCAGCACUCAGGAAUGGAAAUGAUAAUGCUUCGUUUGUACUGCAAUCUGGAGUUCUUUUUGAUUCUGCCACACAUUGUCUUAGUUUCUAUUACCACAUGUAUGGAGCUGAGAUGGGUACGUUGAGAGUCAACAUUUCUUACGAACAGAUGGGAUUUUCUCUCCCUCUCUGGGAGAUAUCUGGAGAUCAGCAAAAUCAGUGGCAUUUUGGUCAAAGGGAAAUUGAUUCUGCUUACUUGAAUAUCGCUAGGGACGGAUAUAGGCUGAGCUUGAUGGGAAUAAGAGGAGGCAACUCAAUGAGUGACAUAGCUGUCGACUAUAUAAACUUGGAAAAAGGACCUUGUUAUGAAAAAGCAACAACAACAUCAGCAUCACCAACAAUGCUCCCAACAACUACAUGGACACCACCAGGGUCAUGUGGGGGAACAUUUGUUGGACAAUUAUAUGGAGAUAUCAGAAGUGAAAACUAUCCCAACAAUUAUCCGAAUAGUGCACGCUGUACUUGGAACAUCACAGUGCCACAGGGAUUUGUUGUCAAACUACUUAUUGUCAACUUCAACACUGAAAGUGGAUACGACUACGUGACAAUCUAUGACAAUGUAGGAAGAAAACAAAUUGCAAGAUAUUCUGGUUCCAUACCCAGGGGAACAGAAGUGUACUCCAGUGGAGAGUCAAUUCAAAUUCUUUUCACCUCUGAUUCAUCAGUUACUAGAUCAGGAUUCCAUCUGCAGUUUCAAGCUAGCGACCCCCCCGAAAUACCCUGCACAUACUAUCAGAUACCAUGUCCAACUACCGGGAGAUGCAUUUAUCGACACCAGCUCUGUGAUGGUAUUCGGAACUGUCCCAAUGGAUUUGAUGAAAUGUACUGCAGAUCAGGAAAUGAAACUACAUCCACAGUGUCUCCAUACAACUCCACAGUGAGCCCUGGGUACAACAUGACAACAUCCUUACCAUACAACACCACAACAACUAGCUACACCACCCAGUUCACCACCUCCUCCCCUCCCAUCUAUAAUAUCUCAGACAUCCGGCUUGUUAAUGGUGAUAGCUGCUAUGAAGGUAGAGUUGAGGUUAAAGUGAAUGGUACAUGGAAUACAAUCUGUACCAACAACUGGAAUCAUGCUGCGUCUAAAGUCACCUGUAGAAUGGUAGCACCAAGGUUCACCUCGGCUGAUGUGAUGCCAUCAGGUUACUAUGGAAAUGCUAACAGUGAGGUGGAACCUAUUCUGUUAGAUAGCCUUUACUGUAAUGGCUUUGAGUCUUCUCUCAGUAAAUGCUCGAUGUCUUUGGGAUCUUCUAAUUCAUCCUGUAAGGGGCACCAACAGUACGCUGCUGUGAGAUGUAAUGGAGUGGAUCCGGUUGCUGUCUCAGAAGUUGUAGGAAAUGGUUUAUAUUGUAAUUUCGAGUCGUCAUCCUGGGAAUCAGAUCCCAGCUGCGGACUAUAUCAGUCGACCACGGAUAGACACUCAUGGACUCGGUACUCAGGAUCCACCCCCAGUUCUUCAACUGGUCCAACAUCGGCUGCAGAGGGAACAUAUUAUCUUUAUAUUGAAACCUCUAGUUCUUCCUACAACUACGCUAAUGCUGUUUUAAUCUCAAAGAAUAUAGAUACAGGUGAUGGUGCAUGUCUUAGCUUUGAAUACCACAUGUAUGGUACAGAAAUCAACACCUUGAACAUCAACGUUUCCACUCCUGUCAGUGGUAGUAAGAGGCUUUGGUCGAGGUAUGGGGCCCAAGGAAAUAAGUGGCACCAAGCUUUGGUUUCAUUGCCAAAAAGCUCUUCUUUACAGAUAUUUAUUGAGGCAAUACAAGGGAGCACUUUUCGAGGUGAUAUAGCCAUUGACAAAGUGAAUGUUCAACAAGGAUCAUGUGAUGAAAUACCGCAGAUGGACUGUGACUUUGAGUCAACAACAUGGAGUUCAUCUUGUGGACUUUACCAGUCCUACAGUGACCGGUAUGAUUGGAUUCGACGCUCAGGAUCCACGCCCAGUUCAUCAACCGGUCCAACAUCCGCUGCUGAGGGAUCGUAUUACCUUUAUAUUGAGACCUCUUCUGCAGUAAACAAAGCCAGUGCUGUUUUAUAUUCACAAAAUAUUAAUACAGGGGAUGGUGCAUGUCUGGACUUUGAGUACCACAUGUAUGGCUCAACAAUUGACACCUUGAACAUCAACAUUUCCACUUCUGACAGUGGGAACGGGACUUCUAGUAACAGGAACGGGACUUCUAGUAACAGGAACGGGACUUCUAGCAGCAUCAUGCAGAGACUUUGGUGGAGACAAGGAAACCAGGGAAACCUGUGGCUCCACGCCUCUGUGCCACUGCCACGCUCCUCGUCUCUACAGAUUUACAUUGAGGGGGUAUAUGGCAGUAGUUACACUAGUGAUAUAGCCAUCGACAAAGUAACCGUGAAGGCUGGAUCUUGCAGAGCUACACCAAAAAUUUACAAGUGUGAUUUUGAAGAUAGUGUUUGGAGUUCUUCGUGUUUCUUACAAUCUGGACCUGGUUCAACAUACUGGCAGCGUUACAUUGGCAACACCCCUUCAGUUGGAACUGGCCCUAGAAGUUCACAUGGUGGCUCUUAUUACAUGUAUAUGGAAUCUGACUAUACCUAUACAGGAGGAAAUGCAGUGCUUUCUGUUAGCCCAGGGGUAUAUUUCAAUGGCCCAAGUUGCCUGGUUUUCUAUUACUUUAUGUACGGAAGCACCAUGGGAACUUUAAGAGUGAACCAGACAUUGGAAAAUGACAGAAACUCCGUUCUCUGGCAGAGAACUGGUGCUCAGGGAUAUGAGUGGAAACAAGGCUAUGUGGACCUCACGAAUACGAAUGUCACCAUAGAAGCAAUACGAGGUCCUGGCUCCUAUUCAGACAUAGCUAUUGAUGAUGUUUACAUUUUGAAUGGAACAUGCAACCCCACCAUUUGUAUCCCUUACACAGAGAGCAGUGUAAAUUGCACAUUUGACAGGACAAACUGCAAUUACAAUAACACAGUCGGUGGAGCUCAAUGGAAAGUGAAUGGGUUGGGAUAUCAUGGUUGGGAUCUUCCCAAGGAUCACACAUCUGGCAAUGGUUCCUUCAUAUACUAUCAAGACUUGAAUGGAAAUGAAGGUGAUAGUGCUGUUCUGGAGUCGCCCAACUUUACGUCACCUGACAAUGCCAGGUUAGGGUUUUACUACCAUAUGAAUGGUGCCAUGACAGGUCAUUUAUCGGUGUGGGCCAACAGUAGGACAGGGUCACGACUAGGGGACAUUCUGCUACAGAAACAGGGGGAACAGGGAGACCAGUGGUACAGCUUCUGUACGGAAAUACCUUCCAACACAGAAAUGUCACUGCUUUUCAAGGGCACACGGGGCACGGAGGGAUUUAAUCACAUUGCAAUAGACGAUAUCAUGGUGGACAGUGGAGAUUGCCCAAAUGGCAUAAUGGAUACUCUUUGUGACUUUGGACAACCAGACAUAUGUGACUACACAGUGAAUUGUACAGGUUGUAAGGAGGCUUCGCCAUCCUUCAAAUGGAGACGAAUUUCAGGAGGGACCACCAGUGUGAACACAGGUCCUAAUAGUGACUCCCCACGCAAAACGGAUCCUGGAGAAUACUACCUAUAUGCUGAGGCUAGCUAUGGAAGGAUGGCAGAAAGUACUGCUGUGACAUUCCCAGAAUUCUCAGUUGAUGGUCUGAAAUCGAUGCUCAAUUUUGACUACCACAUGUUCGGUGCUGAUGUCGGCAGAUUGAUAGUACAGAUUCAUGAGAAAACCUUGGAUUCAAAGACUUCCGUCUGGAGUAGAUCAGGCAGUCAUUGGCAUAGCUGGGCUCAAUCCUGUGUGGAUUUAUCAGACUACACUGGGAAACGGGUGCAGGUUUCCUUCAUAGCGACCAGAGGAGAGGGACCACUUGGCGACAUUGCAAUUGAUAAUGUUGAGAUGUCAGAAAGUUGUCAAGUUUCAGAUGCAGUUAGCUGUGAUUUUGAAAAUAGAUGUGAUUACCAGCCAGUUAAUUCCACUCUGAAUUGCCAAUCGUCGACUCUCUAUUGGAAAUAUUCACAACCGAUUCAAAACCGCCGAUCAUAUCCAUAUUAUGAUAACACCUUGAAAUCUUCAUAUGGUCACUAUUGGAGUGUUGGAGAUUGGUGGUAUUCCUCGUUCCAGGAAGGAGAUAUGGCUAUGAUGGUUACUCCUGUGUUUUCACUUAAAGAUACAGAUAUUAUCAGCUUCUAUUUUGUGAAAGGACACCAGUCCAAGCUCAAAGUUGGCUACAUAUUAUCUUCAGAUUUAUCUACGAAAACACGAUCCCCAAAUGUUUCAGAACUGUCUGAUUCUUACACUGGCUUUACAACUUUAUGGUCAAAUGUCAACUUCAUUCCAAUAUGGACUCCUGCGUGUGUAGAAUUGGGACAAAACUUGAGUGCCAUAGCCUUGGUGUUUGUGUUGGAGUGUGGCCCUGUUAGCAGUGGCUGUGUUGCUUCUAUUGAUGAUGUUCUUGUGAAUGCGACAGACAUAUGCGCUGGUCGUCCAUCAGCAGUUUAUUGUACCUUUGACAUGCCAGAACAGUGUGGAGAAACUUUUAGUUCUCAGGGCACCUGUAACUUAUUUGGUCCAGAAUUUAUGUGGUAUCACCACAUGACAAUAGGUGGACCUUCUUAUUCUCCACCCUCUCCAUCACUUCCAGGCAUGUCAAGCACUAUGUAUGCAUCUGGUGGUUUCAUGUAUGCAAGUUCAGUGUAUGGAAAAUCCCAGGACACAGCUACAAUGAGUCUCCCAUCAUUUAAGGCCGUGAAAGGUUCCUCAUUGAGGUUUAAGAUGUAUCUGUAUGGUGGUGCCAAUGUACAUGUCAUGGUGAAUCUCAGUACUGGAGCACAGAUUAACUUUGUUGCGUUCCGUAGUCCCUCACUGACGUGGAAUGACGCAUGUCUUGAUCUAGAGGAGGCUGAGGUGACCGGCGUGUCAUUCACCACAGGCAGGAGUGUGGAUCCUUACAGUUUAAUAGCCAUCGAUGAAAUCUUCUACAAUGACACAGCAUGUCCUGUGUUAACAGCUAACUGUACUUUUGAUGUUGACUUUUGUGGUUAUGUGAAAGAUCCCUACUGGACUCUGGAAAGAAGAUCAAAUUCAUCAGAUAAUGAAUCUUACGCUGCGAUGAGGAGAUCAUCAUCCAUCGGCACUUUGGUGUCUCCCCUGGUCUCUGGAGUGUCAGACCAGUCCUGCGUACAGCUGGAAUUUGUAGUGCGCUAUUCUAGUUACAAUACACUCACUGUGACAUUAAUGGAUGCAGUGACAGGGAGGAAUGUAUCGGUCAAGUCCGGAUACUCCUUUGCUGGACAGUGGAGAUGGUUAAAUGUGCACUCCAACUUCACAUCAUACUAUAUUUCAAUGACAACUGCUUAUGGAAACAACUACUACUUUGGAAUAGAUAACUUGAAAGUUACCCCAGGACAAUGCCCACCAAUACAAUGCCCGAGUGAUGAGUUACUCUGUGCCAGUGGUGAUGUGUGCUAUGCGGCCAGCAGGAAGUGUGAUAACGCCCUGGACUGUGUGGAUGGAAGUGAUGAGAUGAAUUGUGGAACCCCGACGUUUGACUGCAACUUUGACAACAUAUCCAUCUGUGGAUACAGGGGCUGGAACUUCAGACGGGAUUCAACAAUGGAUCACACAAAAGAACUACAACCAGCAAGCAAUUCCAUCGGAGCUGCUAUUGCCAUCUUCUACUCAUCUUUUACUCUUGGAUUGCUGAAUCCACCGACUGUCAACUUGACAAAGGACUCCUGUCUCUCAUUCUACUACAGAGCCACUUAUUACAGAAACUACAAUUCUCUUCUGCGAAUCAUCAGAAAUGAAUCAGACUUUUUGACCUCUUUGGCUGAGUUUGACUCCAGUGUCAGGAACCUCUGGCUGCGGCGGAGCGUCAACAUCAGCAGAGGGGAGCUGUCACUUCUUUUUGAAUUCUCUCCCCUCCAUGCUAAUGUGCCUGGUAACUCGGAUGGAAUGUAUAUCGAUGAUGUCCAACUCACAGAGGGAUACUGCGAAAAUCUAGUAUGUGAAUCCUCUGAGGUCUACUGCAGUGUAGAGGACGUCUGUUUACCUUUCAAACUUAGAUGUAAUGAACAGAGAGACUGCUAUGAUGGCAAAGAUGAGGAAGGAUGUGUGUUCAACAUCACCUGUGAUUUCAAUGAUGAACAUUUAUGUGGAUAUCACAGUAAUUGGACUACUGCCACCAGUUUGCCAGGACCCAACUCAACCAACAGCACCAAGUCUGAUCCAUUCCUUGUGGCUGGAAGUACAGAAACCAUAUACAACCAAAGCUUGACAUCACCAAGACGUUUGUUUUACGGAACAUCAUGUUUGUCUCUAGAUGUGGCAAAAGUUCAUCUUCAUCCAUACUCGGCGUCAUUUCUCUUAAUCAGUUCAAGCUACUCGUCUUCAUCAUCUCUACUGGAAAUCAACGACUUCAGCCUGUUGAACAGUUCAUGGCAACGUCAGGAAGUGACAAUUUACAAUUAUUACUCUGGAGCUAGUUUGAUAUUUUCUGCCACCACAUUCCAUGCUUAUGUUGCCAUAGAUAAUGUGAAUAUAAAGUAUGGGAUGUGUUCAUCAGACCAAUCAACAACAAGAUACCCUUUUACAAGUGUACCCCAGAGCACAGCAGCACCAUAUGGUUGUUACAUGAACAGAUAUUAUGGUUUUGAAGUAGCACAACCACCUGUCACGGUUUAUGGGAAUAUGUCAAUCUCUCAGUGUGAUAACUACUGUUUGAGUACUAUUACAUGCUUGAUUACAGUGCACUUUGUGCAUAAUAGUACUUGUAUGUCGUACUAUACCUUGAAUGGUGCUUCCAGUCUGGUUCCAUCAAGUCAUAAUGCAACUAUUGGAUUGAAGAAUUGCUCCUCUUAUGUAACUACAACAAGAUCACCAUCUAGCUGGACAUCCUCACCAUCUAACUGGACAUCCUCAACAUCUAACUGGCCAACACCUUACACAACACGAAGCCCCAAUGUAUCAGCACCAUACGAUUGUCACAUAAACAGAAUAUAUGGAUACCAUAUAACCUAUCCACCUGUUGCAGUUCAUGGAAACAUGUCAGUCUCUCAGUGUGAUGACUACUGUAUCAGGACUACUACAUGCUUGGUUACAGUGCACUUUGUGCAUAACAGUACUUGUGUGUCGUACGAUACAUUGCUUGAUUAUUCUUAUGUGGUUCCAUCGACUUACAAUGCAUCAGUUGGAUUAAAAAAUUGCUCCUAUAAUGGAAAAACUACAGAACCUCCUCAACAGUGCAGUAACCAGUCUAAUUGGGGACAAUGUUCAGGAAAUGAUGUCAACUGUUUCAACGUUGCAUGGACUUACGACUCGAAUCAGAUUACAUUUACGAUUAAGGCCUAUUUGGAAGGGAAUCAAUGGGUUGGCAUUGGAUUCAAUGACAAAAAGGCUAUGGCUGGUAGCGAUGUAAUUGUGGGAUGGAGAACAGAAAGUGGUAUUACUGUUAUUCAAGACAGAAAGGCGCAUGGCUAUAGCGAACCAGUACUGGAUAGCCAACAGAAUGUUACCUUACUAUCGAGUGCUAGAGUGGAUUCAGUCACAACUUUGACCUUUAGUCGACCUCUGGUGGCAAGCGACGAAAAUGAUAUGUCUCUGUCAUAUAACUGUGCUUAUUUCAUCUUUGCCAAGGGUGGAACCUACACCAGCAGUAACGGAAUAACAUAUCAUAGCAACACUCCCAUCAUAUCUAAUGAUAAGAUAUGUAUACCUUGCACUCCAGCUUAUGUAACUACAACAAGAUUACCAUCUAGCUGGACAUCCUCACCAUCUAACUGGCCAACACCUUACACAACACGAAGCCCCAAUGUAUCAGCACCAUACGAUUGUCACAUAAACAGAAUAUAUGGAUACCAUAUAACCUACCCACCUGUUGCAGUUCAUGGAAACAUGUCAGUCUCUCAGUGUGAUGACUACUGUAUCAGGACUACUACAUGCUUGGUUACAGUGCACUUUGUGCAUAACAGUACUUGUGUGUCGUACGAUGCAUUGCUUGAUUAUUCUUAUGUGGUUCCAUCGACUUACAAUGCAUCAGUUGGAUUAAAAAAUUGCUCCUCAUCAUCCAACUGGACAACGGAGAGCAAUAGGCAAACAACCCAGAGCCCAUGGUGGACAACAACCCAGAUUCCACAUCAAACAUCCAAUCAAAAUAGCUCUCAAUCAACAACAACACAGAGCCCAUGGUGGAGAACAACCCAGAUUCCUCAUCAAACAACCAAUCAAAAUAGCUCUCAAUCAACAACAACACAGAGCCCAUGGUGGAGAACAACACAGAUUCCUCAUCAAACAACCAAUCAAAAUAGCUCUCAAUCAACAACAACACAGAGCCCAUGGUGGAGAACAACACAGAUUCCUCAUCAAACAACCAAUCAAAAUAGCUCUCAAUCAACAACAACACAGAGCCCAUGGUGGAGAACAACACAGAUUCCUCAUCAAACAACCAAUCCAAAUCCCUUUCAAUCAACAACACAAUACCCAUGGUGGAUGACAAACACUUCUACCACACAAUAUCCUUGGGGAACAUCAAGUACAAACUGGUAUUCGUCCACGACUCCAAUGCCUUUGAUAGAUGGUUGUUACUUGAUCAAUGAUUGGAACUGUCAAAAUACCUACAAUGCAACACUUCUGCCUAAUAUUUUUGGAUUGACUGACGUGGAUGUGAUAAGAGCCCAACUCUAUGGAUUAUUGAAUCAGAUUUUAAAUCCGUAUUCCGUCCCAGCAGUAUGUCGGGAACCUGUCAGGGAAUUGUCUUGUGGAAUGAUGUACCCCAAGUGUGAGAAUGGAUCCACCCAACAGAUUUGUCGAAAUUCUUGCCAAGAUGUUGGUCGUCUCUAUGAGGGAGAAUGCUCUUUAUAUGCACAAGGCUACAACAUUUCUGAAUUCUUCAAAUACUAUUGUGGAUUCUUGCCAACUGAAAAUUGCAUUACAGUAACACUUAAUGUUAGCAGUGUACCCAUACCGUCAACAACCAUGCCUACUCCAUCAACAACAGCAGUUUCAUCUUUUGGUGGUGUUAGAUUCCGUACUAAUAGUGGAUCUAAAUCAGGAUUACCGGAAAUCUUGUACAAUGGAGUAUGGAGGCCGGUGUGUUAUACCUACUUUUAUGAUGCAGCAGCUAAUGUACUGUGUAAACAACUCCAAUUUGGUGGAGGAAGGAGAAUGACACCUAUCACAGAAUACACCUAUUUAACAUACAGAAUGUCCUGUUACUCGUCUCGGUUAGAGGAAUGCUAUAUCUCCACGUACUACUCGUGUUCUUCUCUGGCCACUAUCAGCUGCUAUGACAGUAGCCUCAAUUGUUCAUUUGAUGAGACCUGGAAUGACUGUGGCUAUGAUUUAGGAACUUGGAGGAUUUCCUCCUCGACCCUUAACCUUCUGUAUGCUUCCUCCAAUGUCACUUCCCCUGAAUUCACCAGCCCAAGAAAUGGAAGCGUUAAGUUCCUAUUUUCUGUCUUCAUGGAGAAUUUUGCAGUCUUGAGGCUCCACAUGGUAACAGACACAACAAGUCAGGUGACAGAUUUCUCUGGCUCUGUACCAAACACAUGGCUUACAAGAUGUGUAAAUCUUCCCUCGGAGAAAUCGAUGAGACUAGUUUUUGAGGGCCUUUAUUUGUCGACUGCCUAUUCCUCUAACUCGAUUUUGUCUUUGGAUAAUAUCACCAUAUCAGAUCAACCUUGUAAAGGUUUCCCGGAUGUGUCCUGUACGUUCGAUGAUCCGUGGGCUUGCCCAUUUGAUGUAGACUGCCCCAAAUUUAAGACGCCUUCAUCAUUUAGGUGGAAACUCUCAAACGUUUCACAAUCAGGUGCGGUACUGAUAGCUAAUGCCAGUCAAGGUGAACCAGGGCAAUCUGCGACAUUCACCAUUCCUCUAAAUACAACUUCUGGAGAGACGUUACAAGUCCUGUACAAAAUGUCGCACGGUCGCUGUAACGGGACCAGUACCCUGGAGAUUAGCCAGAAGGAAGCAGGAUCUUCGUCAUUGUUGUGGAAAUCCAGUAGAAAUGUGAUUAACUCUUGGAAAUGGUUGUGUGUCCCUCUUGUGGACAAUGUGAUGGGUCAUUUAGAGUUCAAAGCCAUUCGAGGGUCAGCUGUUCUAGAGAAUGUCGAGAUUGAUACAGUUCAUGUGUCUAAAGACAAAUGCCCACACCCUGCAUCCUGUCAAUUUGAAAAUGAAGAUGUUUGUUCGUAUGUCUUGGAACAAAGCACAUCACAAUUUUACUGGAUGAGAGGCAGUGCUGUUAAUAAUGCCCCUCUCCAGGAUCCAUCACAUGGCAUCUCAGGAUAUUACAUGUACACCCGAACUUGUGUCAACACUCGGACAUACCAGGAGGGUGCAGUAGCUCGCCUCUCUACACCCACAUUUCAGGUCUCAACAAACAUGCAGGUUUCCUUUUACUACCACAUGAAUGGAUCAGAUACGGGAGUGCUGAAUGUGUAUAUCAACUCAGUUUCCAGUUCCACCCAGAGAGACGUCUUUUCUAAGACUGGUAGUCAGGGAGAUAACUGGUAUUUGGCGUGUGUGAAUAUACAGGGAAACAACGACACUGUUUCUAUGACUUUUGCUGCUUCCCAUGGUGUUGGAUGUGAUUCAGUAUUUGGAAUUGACCACGUUGUUGCAAAUGAAGGAACUUGUCCAUAUCCAUUGGUGGACGUGAUGUGUGACGUCGAGAACCCAGACUUGUGUCGGUACCAAUCUAACUGCACUGAUGGCUCUAAAUUCCAAUGGACUAGAGAAUCGGGGAAGACACCCUCUAGAGAUACAGGGCCUUAUUUGGAUGGAAACGGAAAUCCGUAUGGCCAUUACUUACUGGUGGAGGCCUCUAAUGGAAUGCCAGGGGAUGUGACGCACCUGUGGUUCCCACAACUGGAGACAACAAAGAUUUCCAGUCUUCAUUUCAAGUAUCACAUGUAUGGGGACCAGAUAGGAACACUGUAUGUUGUAACCCAAGUCGUCAGCACUGGAGUCAGUACGCGGCAGUGGUCCAAGACUGGCAACCAGUGGCAGUACUGGCACAAGGAAUGCAUCACACUACCAGUUUCUCCCAAAUUUGAACUGUUCUUUGUGGCCCUUAAAGGCAGUGGUCAUCGAUCUGACAUGGCGCUGGAUGAUAUUGUGUUAAUGGACACUGUCUGUCCAGAGACAUCAGUUAACUGUGGUUUUGAGGAUGUCUUCUUCUGUGGUUACAUGAAUCAGAGCAGUACACCAUGGACACAGGUAGACUAUGCUGACUCCAUCUACGAAUCGUCUUCUACAAACAGAGCAGGUCAUUACAUGGCAAGUUUAUCCAGUGGCACUUCUUUUAUGAUGUCUCCAAGAUAUACACACUCCGGUGGUAAGAGCUGUGUUCAGUUUGAGUACUUCACACAUCAGGGAGGAUCAAAUACUACACUGUCAGUCCAGCUGCUGGAGGAAUCGGAGAAAGGCACUGUCAGGAGUAUGUGGAAGAAGACUGUGACCACUGAUGGAUUCUGGCUCAAUGGACAGUUCGAAUUUGAUCUUCCCACAGGAAACUUUCGGGUGGCUUUCGUGGCCGAGUCUGGUGAUGGGAGUAUCGCAGCUGUUGACAAUGUCACAGUAAAUAAUGGAGGCUGUCCAAAACUAGAGUGCCCUAGAGGUCUUUUCUCCUGCUCCGACCAGUGUAUCUCAAAUAACUAUGUGUGUGACAAAAUUCCUCAAUGUCCAAAUGAAGAAGAUGAAACAUUGCAUUGUGUACGGAGUAUAUCGUGUGGUUUUGAGGACUCCUACCACUGUGGCUACACCAAUGUUUCGUACUUGCUUCCUGUCCACUGGCUACAGAGUAUGAGAGUGGAUGGAACCGUCAUUGUGGACCACACUAACUCUAGCAACGUUAACGGCUCACAGGGUUAUUUCCUGGGAUUCCAGACUGUCUACUCUUCCACCAGCGCUUCGUUGUACGCUCCUGUAGAAAACAUCACCUCCCAGUCCUGUCUUAAAUUUUACACCUUUGGUAACAGAGACCUGAAUGUAGUCCAGUUGAGGGAGGGAAAUUUCAUUCAUGUGUCUGUACCCAGGAUCAAUGAAAGCACAAUCUGGAGGCCAACCCAGAUUCCUCUAGAGGCAGGUUCAUUGAGAUUGCAGUUCCAUUGGCCAGGAUUCUACGACAGGAACACGAGAUAUGCUGGACUGGAUGAUGUAUCAGUCACAAAUGGUGCAUGUCGAGAAUUAGAAUGUCCUGCCAACAUGUUUGCCUGUGGCACCACAUCGUGUUUACCCAUGUCAUACAGAUGUGAUCGUAAAGUUGACUGUUUGUCGGGAGAGGACGAGGUUGGCUGUCCUUUUAACAUUACCUGUGACUACGAGAGUAACAACUGGUGUGGAUACUCAGCUACGACAAAAUUCUUGAGGAGACAAGGGAAUUAUUUCUUUCUACCCAAUCAUGACCAUACUACUGGGAAUACUGCUGGACACUACAUAUACUUCAGCAGUGAAACUGGAGAUGUAGCAAACAUCAGCAGCCCUGUGGAGGAUCUGUCAGAUGGCUGUCUAUCAUUCUAUUACAACAUGGAGGGAGGACCCUCCGCUCAACUUAGUGUGUAUGUUUAUAGAAAUGGCGUAGGCACGUUACGUUUUGUCAGAGAUGGCGUGAGAGUGAAGCGAGACGAGUGGGUGAAAGGUCAAAUUCCAGUGAAGGGUGGCCGGAUCUAUACAGAGUUUGAAGCUUAUGUUUCUUCCUACUUUUCCAAACCUGGAGUUGUGGCAAUAGAUGACGUAAAAUAUGUGGAGGGAGAGUCGUGUCCAGAGAGAGCUUGCCGCAGUGAUGAAUUUCAAUGCAAAGACACGGGGGUGUGUAUUCCAGGCUAUCUUACGAUGGACGGUGUCUACGAUUGUCAGGAUAAUUCGGAUGAAAAUUCUUUGAACGUAAGCACUAAUAUGGUUCGGCUGGUAGGCGGUUUAGACUCUUCCUAUGGGAGGCUGGAAAUAAUUAACAACAAUGGAAUCUUCGCUUCUGUGUGUGAAUACAACUGGAAUCAUAACAGCGACUCGCAGGUUGUCUGCAAACAACUGGGAUACAGUCGGGCUGUACGAACAUACGAUAAAAGCGAGUAUGGUUUAACUCGCCUGAACAAUUACUACGGAUAUUAUUAUAAUUGUUAUGGUCACGAAACAUCCCUGGCCCAGUGCUCAAGAUACUCAAGAUACUCAUGCUCCAACACCAAUAAGUACUCAACACAGGCUCAGAUAUCCAUAGCCUGCUCCAAUACAGAGUGUAUGUCUGGGGAGAGGCCCUGUGAACCUGGAAAUAACAACACUGUGUGUGUCCCAGAGAAAUACUGGUGUGAUGGCAAUGUGGACUGUCCAGAGACCCAGGAUGAGGACUUCUGUGGUAAAUGUAAAUCUGAUGAAUUUGAGUGUCAAAAUCAUGACUGCGUUCCAUUGUCACAGAGGUGUGAUGCUAUGAAGCAUUGUUCGGAUGGCUCAGAUGAAUUUAGAUGUGUUCACCCAGCCUCAGGUAAUGCUAGUUCAGGUAUGGUCCAAGUUUGGAAGGAUUUCUCUUGGAGGACCCUGUGCAGUGACCACAUCACCCUGGAGACAGCCCAGUACUUGUGUAGUGUCACCGGAGGAGGGACAUUGAGAAAUUUCUGGCGUGGAAAUUAUAUCCUUGGAGGCUACCAGGCGUUGCCUACAAAUAAUCCCACGGGUGUAAUCCCAAAUCACUACGUGCAGGUCAUGUAUUCGUGUAAUGCACUGAUGCUUAGCUGUGGCUCCAUUGAAUGUGGUGUCCCAAGCUUGACUCCCCAGACUGAGAAUAUGAUCAUCUUUGGUAAAGAAGCACAGAAUGGUGAGUGGCCAUGGCAGGUAUCCCUGAGAUACAACGGUCGACAUAACUGUGGAGGGAGCAUUAUACAUCCCCAGUGGAUACUGACUGCAGCUCACUGUGUGGACAGUGGUUCCAAUUCUUAUUAUUCCAUUGGAAUGGGAAAUAUCGACAAUACCAAAUUUAGUGCUGAUGGCCAGGUGAUUAGUGUGUCUCAAAUUAUCAUCCAUGAGGAUUACACGGUCAGUUCGUCUCCGUAUUAUGUUGAUAUGGCCCUUGUGAAGCUCACCCGGCCUAUAUAUUACAACGAAAGAGUACGCCCAGUCUGUCUAGCAACUAAGAGAACAGGACUUCGGAACUGUUACGUCACAGGAUGGGGAACCAGUCACUAUGAAGGAGGCAACAGAGCUUUUCCCGACAUUCUUCAUGAGACCCAAAUACAACUAGUGAACAACACAGAAUGUCGUCGACUUUGGAGUAAGAAAUCCUCCUCUGUUGUCAUCCAGGACCAAGUUGUUUGUAUAGAUAACAAGGAGCCUUUCACCCCAGUGUGCUAUGGGGACUCUGGUGGGCCUUUAGUGUGCCAGGAUGACAAUGGUCACUGGAAGCUACUCGGAGCCACUUCCCGAGGCUCCAGUGGGUGCAUCAUUGAAGACUAUCUACCAGCUAUGUAUCAGAGUGUUCCAGAUGAAUUGGCAUGGAUAAAUCGUAAAACAGGUUUGAAUUUUGCUGUCGCUAGUACACCAAGACCUUACACAGGAACAUAUCCCCCAACAACAUCCCCAGCUAGCAGUCCUGAGUCUACACCAGGUCCUGUGUCUACACCGGGUCCUGAGCCUACAACAGGUCCUCAGCCUACAACACAGCCUACAACAGGUCCUCAGCCUACAACAGAGCUUACAAGAGAGCUUACAACAGGUCCUCAGCCCACAACACAGCCUACAACAGGUCUUCAGCCUACAACAGGUCCUCAGCCCACGCUGGGUCCUCAGCCCACGCCAGGUCCUGAGCCUACUACAACAAGUCCUUAGCCUAUAACAUCACAACCUAGUCCUGAACCUUAAGCAAUGAAUUGCAAAAUAUCUUAAAUAUAUAUUAUUUUACUAAAUGAAUUCAGGUGCUAUUUUGAUGGUGUUGGUGUGAAAUGAAUGUUAGAAUUUACAAAAACGUCAGUUUUGGAUUUUAGCUUUGUGUCAUUUGUUUGGACAGAUUUAGAACUAUGUACUUGAUACAAAAUCAAACCAGUGUAACAGAAAACUAACCAGUGAAAUAACUAUAUAUGUCAACUUUAAUUACAUGUAUAAUGAAUUUUAUUGAUGGUGUAGAAGUCACUAAUUUUUGUAGGAUCAAAUUUUCAGUGUUUAAGAAACUAGACACGUUCUUGUGGUCUCGGUUUCAUUGUUGAAUGUAAGAAGAGUUUUAAUUUUUUAUCAUAUACCCGAGUUUCUCUUGUUUAUAUAGGAAUAUUUAUAAUUCCAAUGUUUGUGCCUUCAAUAUCUUUACCAUUAUAAUGAUACCGUAUAUACUCGCCUAUAAGUCGGAUUUUUGAGAGUCAAUUUUUGGUCCAAAACUCUAUGUCCGACUUAUAGGCGUAUCCUAAGAAGAUUGGUAUUUUUCUGGGAGGCGUAAUGUAGUGGGUUUUUUUUUUUAAACAACUCCGACGAUUAUCAUGGACUACCACACAAAUGAUAAUUGUUCACAAAUAUCUAGACAUAGUGUAUUGUUUAUGUAUUUUAAAAUCAUGUAUAAAGUUCAAGUAUUUACAUAUUUUUGUUUAGUUAAAAAUUAUUUACCCGUAACUAAUACUUUCAAUUCAACUCAUCUAUCGUUUAUCGGUAAAAUUGAAUCACAAACCCAAUUUAAUAUUGAAAUAUUCAUAUGUAUACCGACUGAAAUAUAUUUCAUAAAAAAAUGAAUAUUGUUAACAGAUAAUUUAGAUCAUCAUUCUUGACUCUUAAAAACUCUAUUGUUGAUACAAUGAAUUAUACCGGAAUCCCACAGUAACAGUUUUCGCGAGGCGCGUGCCACUAAGUAAACACGGUGUCAGGUACUGGUAAUUAGGAGACCAUAAUUGCUUAGAUAAACAAGGGAUCAUUGCCCAUAACAGAUCAAAGGUUGCGUUUAAACCCCUAACACAUAUGGCUUGGAUAUUGAGCACCCCAUAAUUAUCAAUUUCUCAAAAUAUUUGUUGAAACAUGGGUAAAAACACUAGAGCAUUGACUUGAAAUUGUCAACUGAUUCUGACAAAAAUCUGUACCGACUUAUAAGCGGGUCAAUGGCAAAUUCCUACAAAAUAACCCUUAAAAAUACAACCGACUUAAAGGCGGACCGACUUAUAGGCGAGUAUAUACGGUACCCUUUUCCUCAUGAAUGCAUUGCAAUUGUGAAGAAUACACAUACAAUUUUUGAGGAAUUUUAACAGAAACGGAAGUAGAAUGUAAAUAGAAGGAAUAAAUUUCAGUUUUGAAAAUUCAUGAGGAUAUGAACUACACCACUUCAUGUUUAGCAUACUUCUGGUGCAGCACUAACACGACUCGGGCAAAGUAUGCCAGCAGUUCAUACCCUUCUGUAUUUUCAAAAAUGAAAUAGAUUUUAUGUGAGAAUGUCUGUAUCUAUAAACAACAACGAAAGAGUACCCUUGAAAAAUUUUAUCAUACAACAAAAUAACACCGUCAGUAGUAGACCGAGAACAGCUACAUAAUCAGGGAAUAAAUAUAUGGAAAGGUAUGUUUAAAAGAUUCAAGAAUGUCUUCCAUUUAUUGUUACAGACUUUGUUAUAUUGUAACAAUUGAGAUGACAUGCACCACUAAAUGUUUCCAUAAAAUUUAUUGCAUUAUUGUUGCAGCACUCUGUGAAAACUUUAUUUUGCUUAGCAUCUUUGUUCACCCAAUCAAUGUGUAUUUUGUUAUAUACCGGUAUUGUAUGUCUUCUUGAAUUCACGACAUUAUUAAUAUACCUCAGAAUCAUUUCUCCAUAUGCAGUGCAUAUUGGGUUUUAUCAUAUGAAAUUGAAUUGUCCAUGAUAUAUAAUGCUGUAUUUUCUUUAUAGAGCUUUUGCUUUAAAGGGACAUGGACACAAUUUGAACAGAAAAUUGAGAAAUUUUAUUUUCCACAUUUUUAAUGCUUAAUUAAGGUAUUUCUAAUUGUCAGCAAAAAUUUGAAUGUUCAGUUCAAAUGGUGUCCAUGCCCAUUGAAAAAUUGUACUUUCGUUUGUCUUAUAUUCAGCUUACAACGAGAGCUUUAACGUGAUCAUUUCACUUUGUUAAAAAUAUUAUAUACCAUUAAAACACUUUACAAUAUAUCUGAAA